Patella vulgata (common limpet) is the source of this 1139-nucleotide messenger RNA. RefSeq names its product beta-1,3-galactosyltransferase 5-like. Gene Ontology annotation, cellular component: membrane. Gene Ontology annotation, molecular function: hexosyltransferase activity. The record is from RefSeq and is a predicted model, not a curated record. Lineage: Eukaryota; Metazoa; Mollusca; Gastropoda; Patellidae. The transcript has a single exon. The coding region runs from base 141 to 1139 and encodes 332 amino acids.
AUAAACAAGUUUCUGGCAGCAAUAGUUCCUUGGAUGAUUUCAGUAUUGUCAAGUCUAGCGGGAAUUUAGAAUAUAGUCAUUCCACAGAUGCAUCGACUGCAAAUUAUAAACAGGUUUCUGACAGAAACAGAUCCUUGGAUAUGUUCAUCAGUUUCAAGUCUAUCAGGAAUUUAGAAUAUGAAAGGGGUCAUUCCACAGAUGCACCGACUGCUAAUUAUAUCCAAGUUCCCGGUGAAAAUAGUUCUGUGGAAAAGUUCAGCAGUUGUUCCAGAGAUGCCUCUUUAAUUGCUUUCGAUAAAAGAAAGAAUCCAAUAUUCGAUGGAGAAUAUUUAUUGAACAAUAAGAGUAUUUGCUGCGGGCCUACACCCAUAACCGCCAUAGUUGUUGUACACACAGACCCGCAUCAUUUCGGUCGAAGGCAAAAUGUUCGAGAAACAUAUGGUUCUCGAGAAUUGUUUUUACCAACCGAGAUUCGUGUCAUAUUUCUUUUGGGACGAGUAAAAACUUUGGAAAUGCAGAAUAAGGUCCUAAGAGAAAAUUCACAAUAUGGUGACAUAAUUCAAGGAAAUUUUAUUGAUGCCUACCAUAAUCUAACAUUGAAAGCAGUUAUGGGGUUACACUGGGUUUCAAAUUUCUGUUCCAAAGUGAAAUAUGUCAUAAAAACUGAUGAUGAUGCUAUUUUUGAUAUGUGGAGGUUUUUAAAACAAUUUCACGCCAAAAAUCUGUAUGUGUCGAAAACAAUAUAUGGCAUUUCUAAAUCAAGGGAUAGAAUACUUCGUUCGGGCAAGUGGGGAAUUGAUAAAACGUUUUUCAAAGGUCAGAAGAUUUAUCCAUUCAAAUUUUGUAUCGGGUUUUUCCUUAUAUAUAGUAGUGACGUCAUUCCUGCCCUAUAUCGCGAGUCCUACGUUGUACCGUUUCUUUGGCUUGAUGAUGUGUACGUAACUGGGAUGUUGCGCACUGCUGCCAAUGGUAUCGAAAUCGUAGAUCGUGGAGGAAAUUUGUCAAUCGUUCCUGGCUCAAGUACUGGUUUCAAAUGCCUACAAGAACGGGGCGAUGAGUGUCCUUAUUUAGCUGUUGGAAGUAAUGAAAACAUUUUUCAUGUCAUGUGGGAAUUGAUUAUGAAACGAAAUCAUAAAUGA